AUGGCGUCCACGCUGCUGCGCAGGGUGUGGGGCACCGUGCUGGCCCGCGCGGGGCCGCGCGACCCGGACGCCUCCUCCUCCUCCCCGCGCCGCCGCGGCGCCCCGGCGGCGUCGGCGGCGGCGGAGUACGGGUCCCUGGGCGCGCUCGACGCCGUGCCGAUCGACGUGCUGGCGCAGAUCCUGCGCCUGCUGGGCCCCGGCGACGCGGCGCGCUCCGUCGCCGUGUGCCGCACCUGGCGCCUCCUCGCCUCCGACAACGCGCUCUGGGCCUUCUUCCUCAGCCUCGGCCCCGACCCCUGGGACCUCGUCGUCUUCGCCGAGACCCACCUCGCCGCCGGCCCCGCCGAGCCCCGCAGCGUCUACUUCGGCACCGUUCGCGUCCCGCCGCAGCUCUCCUUCAAGCGCAUCUACGGACAGCGAGCGCUCGUCCCCGGCUCUAUCAUAGUCGAUGGUGGAUCAGGCUAUUGCAAGUACGGCUGGAGCAAGUAUGCUGCUCCUUCUGGGCGUUGUGCUACUUUUCUGGAAUUUGGUAACAUUGAGUCCCCUAUGUAUGCAAGACUUCGUCACUUUUUCUCGACAAUCUAUAACAGGAUGCAUGUAAAGCCUUCUGCGCGACCAAUUGUUGUUGUCCUUCCCCUCUGUCACUCCGAUGAUACCGAGGCUGCUAGGGCCUCAAGAAGGCAAUACAAGGAGACAUUGUACUCGGUUUUGUUCGACAUGAAUGUUCCUGCUGUUUGUGCUGUUGAUCAAGCACUCCUAGCUUUGUAUGCUGCUAGACGAACCUCUGGUAUUGUUGUCAACAUUGGAUUCAAUGUCACAACCGUUGUUCCCAUCUUUCAAGGUAGGGUGAUGCGUGAGAUAGGCAUUGAAACUGUGGGGCAAGGUGCUCUGAAACUUACUGGAUUUCUAAAGGAGCUAUUGCAGCGAAGGAAUAUUUCUUUUGAAUCACUGUACACUGUUCGGACAAUCAAGGAGAGAAAAUUUGCUACGUCGCGGCUGAUUAUGAAGCAGAACUAUGUAAAAACACACAAGCUUCCUGUGAGGUGGAUGGUGAAGGGUGGUUCACUCUAUCAGAAGAAAGAUUCAAGAUGGCAGAAAUCCUUUUCCAGCCCCAGAUUGGAGGAGUUCGUGCUAUGGCUUUGCACAAAGCAGUAUCUCUAUGUAUGGAUCACUGCUACAACACAGAGGUGCUCCGUGAUCACAGCUGGUUCAAGACGGUGGUUUUAG
Molecule: messenger RNA, 1227 nt
Organism: Triticum turgidum subsp. durum (durum wheat)
Lineage: Eukaryota; Viridiplantae; Streptophyta; Magnoliopsida; Poales; Poaceae
Source: the annotation of a GenBank genome assembly